GAGGGCAUCGGUUGUUCGUCUUCCAUCGGAAGCUCUACAACUGGCGAGCCAGUAACAAUACUUCAUGUGCUCGAAGCUCCCUGGUGCUCUAAAUCGAAGGGGGAGGGUUAAAGGAGAGAAUCUUGCGUAGCCGUGUCAUCUGAAACACGAUGAGGAAGCCAUCUGUCUCUGGGAGCUCAAGGAGGAUCUUGGACAGGCGCAGGAUGAACAAAUUGAGGAGGAAGAAAGCAGGAUUAGCUGACAUUGCAACAGGUUUCUGUAUGAAUGGGCUGGCAGCAGCAUGCAUCGACUGGAGCGAUGGAAUAAGACAAGAAAUAGGGGGCAAUGUAUUGAGCUGUUUGUUUAACAUGAAGCGUCCUCAAAGAUUUAGUAGGAAGCUGGCGUAUCAGCUCAUGCUAAAGAUGAAUCCUGCGACAAUGGAGAUGGACUUCGGUAACGGAAGGAAAGUGAAACUGACAAGGGAAUAUAUGGCGCAUGCGACCGGUUUGCCGAACAAGGGUGUUCGGGUGGUCGCGCCGACCACGGAGCGUCGCAGAGUUUUGCUGAGAAAGGUGCACACAGUACUGAAAACUGGGACAAAGGACACGCAGCUACCAUCGAUGGACACGCUGACAAGAAUCUUAAAACAAGCCACCGUAAUAGAGCUAAAUCAGGUAAACAAGUCCAUGCUGCUGACAGCUCUUACUAUGCUGGCUUGUGCUACCUUCGUCGCACCAAAAAGGUCAUGUUCUUCUGUAGCGUCAGAGGUUUUGUUGCUUGUUGAUAAUCCUGCAAGGAUUAAAGAUCAUAACCUUGCUCUGUACGCGUGGGAGACUCUGCAGAACGGUGUUUACCGGGCCAAAUACGAGAUGCCAAAUGCUCGUGGGGGAAUCGAGCUAGACGGCUGCCUGUUGGCCCUCCAGACAUUCUUCAUGGAUCAUAAAGCAAACACACCUCAAGACGUCAUGGCAAUGGAGUUUCCUAGAAUAGUACACUACGAUCUAGUGGCUUUGGAGGAUUACGUGAAACUGAGAGCGUCACGCUGCAAAGGAGUGAUUAAGUUGGGAGAUGCAGUUGCGGAUGACGAAGAUGGCUUUGAGAGAACUGGUUGGCGAUCCGAUGGGGUUAGAACACCUAGUCCUAAUAUAGAGGGCCGGGAGUCCGUUAAAUGGGGAAAAUCGUGCCGUCGCACUGGAGCUGUGCGCAACAAUGUAUCAAAAGAAAUUGAUAAGAGCCUUUUCAUAAAGAUAAUGGAUGUUGCGAGGAAAGUGGUGGCGAUGCAGAGUGCAGGGUGCGGCCUAAAUGCAAGAGAAGACAGAGACUGCUUGUCGCAAUUUCUGAAAGGUGUGGACGACGAGGAUGUGCAGAGGAUAUUCGACAUAAUUGACAGAAGCAUGAGUGAGCAGAAGAAAUGGGACAUUUUAUGAUGGAUGUGUUCCUCAGUGAGUUAGCAGCAAUGUCAGGACUUAGCGUGGAAGAAGUGUUUAGCACAGAUUCUGCGUCGCUGAGGAACAAGGAAAUAGGUACAAUCUCUGGUGUCGAACAUUUCAUGGGCUCGGAUGGUGGUGUGAGGUUGAGUACGGGUGGCGUAGAGACGGGAGGUGAGGAAACAGGUGUUGUCAUCCGAUCGGAGACACCAUAUGCAGCGGGUCGGUCUUCCGACUGGAGAAAAAUAAAGG
Molecule: messenger RNA, 1658 nt
Organism: Brachypodium distachyon (stiff brome)
Lineage: Eukaryota; Viridiplantae; Streptophyta; Magnoliopsida; Poales; Poaceae
Exons: 7
Coding region: 150-1406 (418 amino acids)
Source: RefSeq, a predicted model, not a curated record